This is a messenger RNA of Papaver somniferum (opium poppy), 1011 nucleotides long. RefSeq names its product 50S ribosomal protein L13-like. Gene Ontology annotation, molecular function: mRNA binding; structural constituent of ribosome. Lineage: Eukaryota; Viridiplantae; Streptophyta; Magnoliopsida; Ranunculales; Papaveraceae. Gene Ontology annotation, cellular component: ribosome; mitochondrial large ribosomal subunit. The record is from RefSeq and is a predicted model, not a curated record. The transcript is spliced from 5 exons. Gene Ontology annotation, biological process: negative regulation of translation; translation. The coding region runs from base 169 to 795 and encodes 208 amino acids.
UCUACAAGGUUUUGUGUUCCAUCUUCGAACUUAGCAAGUCUCUCUCUUUCUGUGAUCAACUCCGAAUGGAAUCUCUGAACAAUCGGUGUCCUUGUUAAUCAUUUCUCCCUUGCAAACAGUCAAAAGGUCCAAAAAAAAAAAACCUAGAUCGUAUAUUGUCUGAGAGAUAUGGCUACUCCAGGUGCUGUCACUUUUAGUGGAAAUUUGAAGAGAGCGGUUGCAGGUAUAAAGCGUAUCAACACCGAAGGUAUUCGGUGGCGAGUAUUUGACGCAAAAGGCCAGGUCCUCGGGAGGUUGGCUUCUCAAAUAUCUACUGUAAUUCAAGGCAAGGAUAAGCCAACAUACACACCUAAUCGUGAAGAUGGAGAUAUUUGCAUUGUUGUAAAUGCCAAAGAUAUUGCUGUUACUGGGAGGAAACUAACUGAUAAAUUUUACCGCUGGCAUACUGGGUAUGUUGGCCACCUCAAGGAAAGGAGUUUGAAGGAUCAACUAGUCAAAGAUCCUACAGAAGUCAUUCGAAGCGCAGUCAUGCGUAUGCUUCCUCGCAACAAAUUACGUGAUGAUAGGGAUCUCAAACUUAGGAUAUUUGCUGGAAGUGAACACCCCUUCGGUGACCGACCAAUUGAACACUUUGAGAUGCCUCCACGUCAAGUAAGGGAAUUACGUCCACGCAUAAGGCGAGCCAUGGUUCGAGCUCAAAAGAAGGCUGAGCAACAAGAAGAAAAGGGUGAUACUUCUAAAAGUGCAAGGAGAAAGAAAAAGGAAGAAGACGCUAAAACUGGAAUCACUUCAUGAGUCUGCUGGAUUGGGGGCGGUACUUCUAAAUGUUGCACUUGCGAAUCAAAAUCUCCGUGGUUAUUUGAGUUUCUUUAGCUACCAAAAUAAGAACGAGUUCUUUCUACUGAAACCUUAUUCUCAUGGAUGGAAGCUUCUUUUGUUAAAAACUUUUAUAAUUCUGCAAACACCAAUACCAAGAGUUAUCAUUUAGUCCUUUAAUUAUGAUGGGCCUAA